GGCAGUGACCUCACAGUAGUGUCGCCACCGUCGCGUUUCACCCCGGCAGCGCGGCGGCUUAGGCUGCGCAGCUUGUGUGUGCGGCUCCGUUCCGUCUCAGCGACCGGUCCUCCGCUUCGUCCCCGCCUGUUGAAGGAGGGACCGCCUUAGCUGCCUUGCAGGAGGACGUCUUCGCUGCCUGUCUUCUCGCUUCUGUCACCGUCGCACGCGUGACGCGCGCCUUCGUUGCCCCGGGGCCUUCUUUGUCAGGCUCCGGGCCGUCGGCUAGGCCCACUUCUCCUCCAGGGAGCCAUGGCCGAGCAGACGGGCUUGGCUGUGCCGCAAACCAUGGACAGAAGCUGCUGGGUUUGUUUUGCUACUGAUGAGGAUGAUCGGACAGCAGAGUGGGUGAGACCUUGCAGGUGCAGGGGCUCUACGAAAUGGGUUCAUCAGACUUGUCUGCAGCGCUGGGUGGAUGAAAAGCAAAGAGGAAACAGUACUGCUAGAGUUGCUUGUCCUCAGUGCAAUGCAGAAUAUUUAAUAGUGUUUCCAAAGCUAGGUCCAGUUGUUUACGUUUUGGAUCUUGCAGAUCGCCUGAUCUCAAAGGCUUGUCCAUUUGCCGCAGCUGGAAUAAUGGUGGGCUCUAUAUACUGGACAGCUGUUACAUAUGGAGCUGUGACGGUGAUGCAGGUUGUGGGUCACAAAGAAGGUCUUGAUGUCAUGGAGAGAGCCGAUCCUUUGUUUCUUUUGAUUGGACUUCCCACUAUCCCAGUCAUGCUAAUACUGGGCAAGAUGAUUCGUUGGGAGGACUAUGUGCUCAGACUGUGGCGCAAAUACUCUAAUAAACUACAGAUUUUGAACAGCAUAUUUCCAGGCAUUGGGUGUCCUGUUCCUCGUAUUCCAGCAGAGGCCAACCCUUUGGCAGACCAUGUCUCUGCUACACGUAUUCUGUGUGGAGCUCUAGUUUUCCCUACUAUUGCCACGAUAGUUGGCAAGCUGAUGUUCAGCAGUGUGAACUCAAAUUUACAAAGGACAAUCUUGGGUGGAAUUGCUUUUGUUGCUAUAAAAGGAGCUUUUAAGGUUUACUUCAAACAGCAGCAAUAUUUGCGCCAAGCUCACCGAAAAAUUUUGAAUUAUCCUGAGCAAGAAGGAGCAUAAAGCUGUGGUCUCCAGAUGUCACCCAGCCUCACCUGACAGGUUUCCUUGUUGUAUUGGUUCCAUCAUUAUUGCACAGUAGUGGAGAACUGAGAUAAGCUGCUGCUCCUAUUUCUUUUUUUCUCUUUAAGCCUAAUAAAGCACUGUCUUACGGCAGGGUAAAUCCGUUCAGCAACCACCAAACAUCAGACUGUGUCUUGGCCUUUGUUAUUUUUGGGUAUUUCUGUUGCACAACAGGCUUCU
Messenger RNA from Dryobates pubescens (Downy woodpecker), 1377 nucleotides. It is a transcript of the gene MARCHF5, whose product is annotated as membrane associated ring-CH-type finger 5. The transcript has 6 exons. The record is from RefSeq and is a predicted model, not a curated record. Lineage: Eukaryota; Metazoa; Chordata; Aves; Piciformes; Picidae. Gene Ontology annotation, molecular function: zinc ion binding. Bases 292 to 1137 code for a protein of 281 amino acids.